CCUGUUUACCGCCUGAUGUACCUUCAUACUGUAGUACACAUAUUGCAACACCACUCUCCACUGCGGGGGCUUUUGUCCACAACAACAAACGCAGCAUUUGGGUCCUGCAGCCACAGGAUCGACUGCGGAAUCACUUUACCUCGUGUGUCGCCAUAGUCGUGGUUCAUGAGACAUGAAGACGUGACAUUGAGGAAACGUGCGCAGGCCAGGAAAGAUCCUGGAGAUUUCCUGACUCCAGCUCACCGGAGUUCAGUUCGGGGGUGCUGGGAGGCGCGUCUCUAUUCACCCGAUGUCCCAAACGCAAACUAAACCGUGGUGAUGUGGAAAACUACACAGGUCUGAAUUGAUUCUCUCAAAUCAGUACACGGGGGUUUUGAGUUCGUGGACACCACCAACCUCCGCCUUGUAAACAGAGCUAGCCUGUUAGCUAGUCGUGCUAGCUCCGGUAGCACCAUACCGCCGUGCUGUGCGGUCUGGUUCGCGGGUGUCGUUUCGGGAGUGGAGCAGCUCGCCGUUGCCCUGAAUUCAGGAAGAGUCCCCGGCUCUGGCCCCCUCAAGCGGGCAGUGAGGAAUAAGCUGCCUGGGAAGGGAUGGCCUGGUCGGUCUUCCCGUUCCAAAGGACAAGUCUCUGCGGUGUUUGAAGGAGGUCGAGUUCGACUAGAGGCUACCACCGCGGGUCGAGGCGCGAUGAUGGCCGCCUCUCCCACCUCGGCCGGCGGCUAUACGGCCCCCGGGCUGUCGGUCAGAAAGAGCGAGGAAAUAGCGGAUUUGAUAGAUUUGUUUUCCAAGAUGCAGUACAGAGCAAAGGAAGCCACUCCUCGGGUGGAGGCGAUAGAGAAGCGCUGCCUGGAGUUAUUUGCCAGAGACUACAAGUACAGUAUCAUCCACAACUCCAAUGGAGAGGUGUGUGGCCAUUACCCACAGCAGAUCGUUUUCCUGGAGUACGAAUGCACAGACGUCGAGAGAGACAGGUUUGAGAGCACAGUGCAGAGCAGUAAGCUGCAGGACCUGGUGAACCGGAGUAAGUUGGCUCGCUGCAGAGGGAGGUUCGUCUGUCCGGUUAUCCUCUACAACGGCAAGCAUAUAUGCCGGUCGUCCACUCUGGCGGGAUGGGGGGAGCUGUAUGGACGCACGGGCUACAACUACAUCUUCUCAGGCGGCACUGAUGAUGUGGAGUCUGAGGAGGUACUCGGGGAUGACAGUGCAGUCAGGAACGGGGACUCCCAGCUCUUUGACAAGGUUCGAGGCCUCGACAUUAAGCUGCUGCGCUACCUCUCGGUUCGCUACAUCUGUGACCUGAUGGUGGAGAACAAGAAGGUUAAGUUUGGCCUAAAUGUGACAUCAUCUGAGAAGGCGGACAAGGUCCAACGCUAUGCAGACUUCACCUUGCUCUCUGUGCCUUACCCAGGGUGUGAGUUUUUUAAGGACUACAAAGACAGAGACUACACGGCCGAGGGUCUCGUGUUCAACUGGAAUCAGGACUAUGUGGACGCUCCUUUGACGAUCCCCAUGUGCUUUACUCACAACUUGAACAUCGACUGGACUCGAUACCAGUCGUGGGAUCUAGUGGAGCAGACCCAGAACUACCUGAAGCUGCUGCUCCACAUCAUCAACAGUGAUGAUGAGAGCGGCCUCCUGGUGCACUGCAUAUCAGGCUGGGACCGAACGCCUCUGUUUGUGUCUCUCCUCAGGCUCUCCCUGUGGGCAGACGGCGCCGUGCACGCCAGCCUGGAGCCGGCCCAGAUCCUGUACCUGACCAUCGCUUACGACUGGUUCCUCUUCGGUCACAUGCUGCCAGAUCGACUCUCCAAAGGGGAGGAGGGUCAUUCCUCUCACUGUUUUUGUACCUGCUGCUACCAGCGAGCUGCAGGACGCAUGACGACUGUUGCAUGUGAAAGGGCAGUAUAUUUAAGGAUGACGUCCGGGCUGUUGAGCUGCUGUCGAUUUGCGGUUUACCCUUCAGUCAAACAUGUUUUCUUUCUCCCUCAGAUUUUCUUCUUUUGCUUCAAUUUUUUGAAGCACAUCGUCUCAGAGAAAUUCUCCGCUGUUAAGAAACAGAGGAGGAAGAACUCUCACAUCAAAGACGGUGAUUUCACUGUGGAAGAUCUCUGCCAGUUAAAGUCGAGGGAUCGCGGCAGCGUGACCAGCCUGAGCAGCGACUUCUCCCUCAUCACGGAGGAAGCGGGCGGCUCCUCCAGCCUCACCAACGACACCGUGGACCUGUUCUCCAGCCAACCCCAGGCCUCCAACUGGAGGAAAGGCCCCUCUUCCUCUCCUCAGAUGGUAGUCUGGAGCAAACCCAACCCUCUGGACGAGCACCUCUCCCAUCCACUCAGCGAGGCCAGGUCCUCCAGCUCCUCCUCCUCCAACCAGUCGGAACACGCGGCCACGCGCACCGGCAGCAGCCCAUUGGCCGUCCCCGGCAGAAGGUUGGCAGCGGACUACACCCGGUCCGGCUCCUCCCUCUCUACAGAGUUUGGGAGCUGGCAGAUAGUUUCGGGUUGCGGCAGCAUCCACGACAACGGCCACUUCCCUCCACCUCUGACCUCGGCCUCCUCCACCUCUUCGGCUGUGGCUGCCGCCUACGACUCCCCCCUGCCCUUCAGUUUUCAGGACGAAGGACCCAGCGGACGAAUGUGUCCCUUCCCCUCUGAGCGUCAGGCCCGCCUGGAGGCGGUGCGGGAAGUCUUCCUGGCAGCCUACAGCUCCACCGUCGGCCUCAAGUCCUCGGUGCCCAGCCCCUCCGGCGCCAUCACCGGCCUGCUGGAGCAGUUUGCCCGCGGCGUCGGCCUCCGGGGCACCAACGCCAUUGUUUGAACCCUCCCAAUGUGACUUCAGACCCUCCUUUCCGCUUCCAUGCAUCCACAGCCGACACAACAUGCCUGGACUCAGUACAAUAAAGUGCCAAACAUCUCUGUUCAGUUCAGGGGUGAAGCAUUUAUUUCUGUUCUUUUUUCUUCUUCUCGAAUUUCCCUUUCCACUUUUACACGCUUGGAUUUUGAUUUUUUUCAUUUUGCCUGUGCUGCGCCAACUUCUCUCCGGACUUUUAAUCUUCCAUCAGUCACAUUCAGGGAGAGAAAUGUUCUUUCAGCCACAGUAUCAAAAAGGGAUUUUAAGAAUGCGUUGUAGCUGCUGAAAUGUGAAAGGCUGAGCACAUUGUGUCUGAGCCGGUUCCCUCGGCCCCGAAUGAGACCGUCCCACGUUCAGGCGAGGUGUUUCUCCUCAUGUUUUGUGCUGCUAAAUUAAUUACUGAUCCAAGCAGAGGAAUUGUUGUUUUGUGUCUUGUCGGUGAUUUUUGAAGAUUAGAUAAAUACAGCACUUACUGUGUUCUGACAGAAAUGGCCACAUUCGGUUUGCAAUUAGUAGAUUACAAUUUUGAUGAUGUAAUGCGUUCUAGAGCUCACAGCUUUGGGGUCUAGACUCAAAGGACAAUGAUUGGUUUUUACAAGUCCGUCUUAAUGCGAUAGUCAAAUGCAGUGUUUAGGCUAAAAGAGUCAUUGGCUGCAGGAAUGGUUCCUUCAAUCUGUACUGGCACCGAAGGGAUCCCUUAAUAAGUUUGGGUGACUCGCCGUAGUCUUUUUCUUUCUUUCCUUUUUAUACUAUAAGGCUUCAGCGGUUUGAGUUAGUGCCACUGUUUCGUGCAUCACAUUUUGAUCAGGAAUGGCAAGAUCCCCGUUGGGUUCAAGGGUUCACCAACUGGUCCAUUCCACACGCCGUCAAACGGCAAACGUUAUUGUUCAUGUUCCCAAAGACCACAAUCGAAGCCGGCUGUCAGAGAGCGGAUCAGAGGGUUGAGGGGGUUUGUUGUUGCAAGCGUUCGUGGUGCGUUUGCCAUGUCAGUCGCCAUGUGUGUGCGGCCUCAUUGACGGUUUCGGGCAAGCUUCCUGUCCAAACUGGUUUUGAAGGCAAAGCCAGUAUGGACAGAAUGGAUGGAGGAAGAUAAGAUCUGAUCUCAUUCUUGUGCAGGGACUGCUCCCGAACGCCACCGCCCCUGGAAUGAAGCGACAAACGUACCCAAGCGAUCGUCUUCGCCCCCUCGGCGUUCUGAUGUCUCCAUAUUACCUCCUUGAGUCCAUAUCUGGUAAUUUCUUCUUCUUUCUUCUUUUUUCUUCUUCUUCAGUAGCACUGACAUGGUAGCACAAGAGGCACUGAGCAUCGCGGCAGCGGACCCGUGCACGGUCUGACUCCGGUGAAGCGAGGUCCACGUGAUUCCUGUGAUUUCUGCCCAGCUGUUAUCGCACAAGUUUGUUAAAAAAACAAACGUGACAUUUCUACCUGAGCUGCUUUUGUGUAGAUUCACGCGUUUUAAGUAAUUUUCUGAUUAAGAGUCCUGUUGAUUUGGAAUUAGCUUGUCGGCGUGGCCAAUACGGUUUAGACGGCUGCUGUACCUCAGGACCUUUUGUUGUGCCUUUUUUUAUCUUCAGUAACACUGGGUCGGCUCUCUUCUUCUUCUGGACCAGUGCCGGGUGUAUUUGUUUCUCUCCUUAAUGGUUCUAAGAGCUUGGGGUGUCUGUGGCUGAUCGUUAAUGCAAGUUUUGACUGCAGAGCAUUAGCAGCGUUAGCUUUGCAAUAAAGCGUUCGGCGCUGUGCCCUGAAAGACUUUUUUUUAUUGUACGGCAAAGUAGAGCUGUCGGGUCUUAUCGAGUCUCACCUCUGAUAAGAAUAAUGAGAAAAUAUUUGUAUUUGUGCUUUUGAAAAGACUGUAAGAGAAGAGGAUUUUAUUGACUUUAAGGAUUAAUUCUAGUUGGAAUUUUAGGAAGUGCAUUUAUUCACUGAGAAGAUUGACACCAAUAUCAUGUCACUGAAGCCGUGUAGCCAUUUGCAUAUUUAAAUGUAUAUUUUGAAGUAUCGCGUUUGAAUUUACUGGUGGAUUACAUCAUGCAUAAAGCGUAGCCUGUAGUUCCCACUUCUGACCCAACUACGCUGAAGCCCAGUUUAUUUGCUCUAAACCAGUGAGUGGAAAAGCGGCUAAUUCACUUUCUUUUUUGGCGACAUUUCAAAGGUUUUCUUAAAAUUAGCUGAACUUUUAAACGGAAACACGGCCGGUGUUAAAUACGGUGCUGGAGCCGGAACCUAUUGACCUUAGAUUUACCGCGAGAGGGGAGGAAACCUCUCGCUUAAACUGAUUAGACGUGUUGGUCCGUCAGUUGUUGUUGUUGUUGGGUGCAUCUGUUUUGAGUCUUUAUGCUAAGCUAGGCUAGCCACAUCCUGACUCCAGCUCUGUACUCAAAGCUCAGACAUGAAAGUGGAAUUGAUUUUCACAGCUCUCUCAGAGAGCAUUAGAACACACGCACUUACCAAAAUGUUCAAGGGCUCUUUAAAACUGGCAGGAUUUGCUGUUCGGCUACAUUUCGAACCACGUUCUGCUUUCUGUGUCCCACAAAACCACAUUUGCUGAGUUGUUUUUAAGCCACGGGAGUUUCAUCCCUUUUAUUCUUCAUGCAUUAAGGAACUUUUGAGCAUUUGGGUCACAUGGCUGCAUGUAGCAGUUCUCUGCCCGGACUGUCGAAGUGGUUUCAUUUUGUAUCCCUCCAAGACGUGACAGUCGAACAAUCUGCCUGACUUUCAGGCGUGGCCUCAUCUCCGUGUCGGUUUUAAGCUUUCUGUUGAGCGUAUCUUUCCUGAAAAGGAGUUCUAAUUCAGUCGGGGUUACAUAUCGUUUUAACAUACAUUAUUUGGCAUAAUUUCUUCUGCCGGACACUUAAAAUAACUGUCAUUUUCACAGUGCUAAGAAUCGUCAUUACAAGAAGCAUUUCACCUCUGGAGUUAAAAAUGUCACUUUUUCACUCGCCGCUUUUGCAUGACAGCCCCAAUUUUAUCUUGAAUGAUUUCUUUAAUUUCAUAAUCUCUUUUUAAAAAUGCUGCAUUGCACUUGUCCUAAUCUUCUCUGUGUGAAGAGGUUUCUUCUUUGUACAGUUACGGCAUUUUUAAGUAAUUCUAUCUUUUUAGUUUUUUGUUAUUAAUUGCUCUUAGUUGUUGGCAAGCGACACGCUACAAAUGAACAUUGAACUGAGCAGCAGGUGGCAAUUGUGAAUAAACAACAACAAAAAGAAAAAUA
Pseudoliparis swirei is the source of this 6058-nucleotide messenger RNA. RefSeq names its product myotubularin related protein 14 (gene mtmr14). The coding region runs from base 688 to 2817 and encodes 709 amino acids. Lineage: Eukaryota; Metazoa; Chordata; Actinopteri; Perciformes; Liparidae. The transcript has 19 exons. The record is from RefSeq and is a predicted model, not a curated record. Gene Ontology annotation, biological process: dephosphorylation. Gene Ontology annotation, molecular function: phosphatidylinositol-3-phosphate phosphatase activity.